Molecule: messenger RNA, 802 nt
Organism: Rubroshorea leprosula
Lineage: Eukaryota; Viridiplantae; Streptophyta; Magnoliopsida; Malvales; Dipterocarpaceae
Source: the annotation of a GenBank genome assembly
UUUGCUUUCUUUUCCACAGCAGAAGCAGGCAGUUGGCCUUCUUUCUUCCUCCAAGAAGAUCUGACAAAAAUAAUGUGUGCAUAAGUUUAAUUAGUUGACAGCAUAAGCUACAGGCAGUUGCUCUUUCUUUAUGUGAUUGUUAUUUCCUUUUUAUGUUAAUUAUUAUUAUUUCAUGUUCAAUGUUUGUUGAAAAAUUUGGCUAUAAACUGGAUGUUUUUGAUGUUAAGACUUUAACAAGUUUUCUUCCAUUCCUUUCGUUUUAACGGUGCGUUUUAAUGAAAGAAAAGAUUUUUUUUCCCCUUUUUUAAUAUGUGGGCCUGUUAUCUUCUUCCUUUUACCGUACUUCUCUCUGAGCAAUUAAAGGAAUUAAUGCCGGAAGUGGACGCAUAUCCGAAGGAUGUGGGUUGCAAAAUUGCAAUUGUAUCGCCUGUGAGGGGCUGAGCGAUGACGCAUCUGGUUAGGAUGGCUGACGGUCCUUUGCGCUCUGGACGCCCAGUCUCUUGACAUCGCCAACUAAAAUCUUUUUCUCGUCCUUGGGUGGUCUGAUCUGGAAGAAGGCAAGGUGAAGAUCCAACCCAACCUGUCGUCUAGUUGCUGGAUUUUAACGGGAUUAGGGUAGCGGCUGUCGGCACAUAUUCUUUGGCUGGUGAUCUGAUUCAUAGAUAGGUCUCAAGAACCCAACAAGAGGCUCAAGACAAUCCGGAAUAUUCUUAUGGGAGAUUGCCAUAUUAGUUAUGGAAUGUUAGUGGGUAUGGAUCAUGUACUGAUGCAGCAAUCACUGGCAUAAAUGCCUCCUCCAUUG